GCGUCUCCCGCGGCACCGGCUGGGGGCUGCGAGGCUGCGGUGAGCGCGCCGGGGCUUCCCGGGGGGAGGAGGGCCCGGCGAUGGAUCCCGGCCCGACAGUCGCGCGAUGGCGGUGGUCGCUGCUGCCCCCGCUGCUCCUGCUGUUGCCGCUGCAGGCUCUGGGCGCUCUCUCCUUGGGCGGCGGCGGCAGCGGCCCCCGCAGGGUCGUCCACGACCUCCUUUCGGAACCGCGGUGGCUGCAGGCGGAGGACUUGUCCCUGAGCCUGCUGCAAGGCGGAGGAAGGCUGGCGCCGCCGGGGCUGCCCCCCGACCUGCCGGAGCUGGAUCCCGAGUGCCGGGAGCUGCUGCUGGACUUCUCCAACAGCAGUGCCGAGCUGACCGGGUGUCUCGUCCGCAGCGCCCGGCCGGUGCGCCUCUGUCAGACCUGCUACCCCCUCUUCCAGCAGGUCGCCCACAAGAUGGACAACAUCAGCCGAGUCGUGGGGAAUACUUCAGACAGCCAUAGUUGUGCCAGAAGUCUCUUAAUGGCAGAUCGAAUGCAAGUAGUUGUGAUUCUGUCUGAAUUCUUUAAUUCCACGUGGGAGAAGGCAAACUGUGCAAAUUGUUUAACAAACACAAGUGAAGAGCUAUCCAAUAGCACAGUGUACUUCCUCAGUCUCUUUAAUGAAACCCUGACAUGCUUUGAAAAUAACUUGCAGGGGAGCAUGGAGGUAAGAAAUUACUCAGGAGUAUGUAAAAACUGUCAUGAAACAUACAAAUCUCUGAGCAACCUGUACAGUGAAAUGCAGAAAACAAACAGGCUCCAGAGUAAGGCUGAAUCGGCAACACACUUAUGCAUCGACGUGGAAGACGCAAUGAACAUUACUCGGAAACUCUGGAGUCGAACUUUCAACUGUUCAGUCCCCUGCAGUGACACCGUGCCCGUAGUUGCUGUCUCUGUGUUCAUUCUCUUUCUGCCUGUUGUCUUCUAUCUGAGUAGCUUUCUCCAUUCGGAGCAAAAGAAACGCAAGCUCAUACUACCCAAACGCCUCAAGUCCAGUACCAGCUUUGCAAACAUUCAGGAAAAUUCAAACUGAAACCUGCGGAGAAUGAACUUCCUCUCCCUCGGAUGGCGGGAGAUGCAGCUUGGUCCAAGAGAAGAUAAAUGGUGGUUUACGACAAGUCAAGUUCUUAAGAAAUGCAAGGACCUUAGGUUUAUUUUUUAAACAGGAGUUUUCAUUUUUUCUUUCUUUUUCUUUUUUUUAAGGGCUUGGGCAUUUUUAUUUUUCAGGCAUAGUGAUGUUAUGCAUUUAAAAGUAUAUUUGUUAGGAUAACAGAAGCUGCAAGAACAAUCUUUCGGGGUUUUGUAGGCAUAUUAUUACUAUUUGGGACUUCUUGGGUCUUAAUGGUAUUUCAGGUAGCAAAGGUUUUGAAAAUUACUAUAUAAAAAUUAAUUACUUAUGGUGAAUACUUUGAAAAAGAAAUAUACUUGCUGAAAAAAAACAUGUAUGUAUGUAUGUAUACUUGCCAAAAAGUAGCAGGUGAAGAUGAAAUUACUUACCAUAGCAGUGUUACCAUUCCAUAUAUAUUUAAUGUCAUACAGUACAGAUCCUAUGUAGUUCAAUUUCUAGUUUCCUUAAAGGCAUUUUUGAAACCACUGGUUAUAACUCUCUAGAAAUUUUUCAAAGUGGUCAGACACAUUCUAUUUAUCUAUGUAAAAAGAUUUGUGGUAACUGGUUUCUUACUUGGUUUUUAUAAAUAGUAUUUUACACCUUAUUUUUUUGCCUUUACUUCAUAAGUCAUUUGAAAUCACUGGACUACUUUUCAUGUAUUCAGGGCAAGAUGGAUUCUUUUUCUAUCAGGAAUUUGCAUUGAAUUAUAUUAGGCUCUUUGGCAAUUUGUAUUCUAACUAAAUCAAAUGUAGGAUUGUCACACUGUAUUUAAAUGGUAAUAUUUUAAAACAGAUUUUCCUCCUGGGAUAUGUGAAGAUUUUUGAAAUGGAGAGAAAGCAUGAGAGAAAAAAACAAACUUGGGUUCAGAAAACGGGCCCGGGGCUGAAUGAUUCAUAUUGGGACGCGAGUAAGGAGUCUAGAGGGAAUACCCUUAGGUUAGGGAGCUGCUCAUUUUUUCUAGAUUAUUUAAAUCAGAUAAAAGCAAUAUAGUUGAGAUGAAAUCAGCUAUUUCAUUCAGAAAACAAAUUCUGGUUUUGGAAUGUUUGUAGUAGCCUUUUUUUUUUCCUCUUUAAAUAUUUUGCUUCAGGAUAGUUCACAGUGUUAUUCAUCAGUUUCAUCUACAAUCCUUUCUCAUAUUCUUGGUGAAAACAACCUUUGCUUUAGACACUUAGACUGGAAAGACUACAGAAACAAGGGUUCAGUUCAACAGCGUGAGAGUUUGAAUUAUUUCAUGUUCUAUAAAGUGACGCAUAGAAAGACGGAAGUAUUUUUUAUGACUUUUUAUGUUUAACGGCUGUGCUGAGUGAGCACAAAGCUUUAUCCUCGGCUAUAUAUAGCAUAUCCUAAAACUGUUACAGGUUUUCAGCCUACUGUGAUCCAUUUAGACUGUGCUGGCAUUCGCUCUGCCGCCGCCGCGAAUAGUCUCGAUUUGAAGCAUGUGUUUUAGGGCCAUUGAAAGCAAUCUUCCAUUAAUUCAGAUAAAACCAGUUUACAUGUGCAAAGUUACAGAAUGGCAUUUUCAGCUCUGUAAACAGUGACUCUGUGAGCACCUUCAAAUCUUGUUGUAUUUCUAAAAAUUACUGCUUUUAGAUUUGGUUGUCACUAAGCACUUUAAAAAAAAAAAAGAAAGAAAGAAAGAAAAAAACAGAGGGAGAGAAGGCAGCCAUUGCUAUUUUUCUGGUGGAGUCAUUGCUCCUUGGAAGUGGCCUCAGCAGUAGAAUUCAGAAAUAAAUAUUAAACACUAACGUGCAGAUUUCUUUCUUAGUCACAUUGAAAAAGUCUGCAUAGUGCUGAAUUCUAGCAUAUGUGUGUGCACAAGAAACAUCUUUUUAUUUAUUUAUUUUUUUUUUGAUGCUUUGAAAUAAAGUAGCUUAAAGGGAUCGUUGUACUGUGUUUGAUUUUUAAAAUAUCCUCUUGAAACAUCAGAUAUAAUUUAACAUCGUGUUUUAACUUUUCAGGAGUUCAAAUGCCUGUUGUAAAUAUACCAUCUACCUUUUAUUUUUGCUGUGAAUAAAGAUCAGCUUUUGGA
Erinaceus europaeus (western European hedgehog) is the source of this 3180-nucleotide messenger RNA. It is a transcript of the gene OSTM1, whose product is annotated as osteoclastogenesis associated transmembrane protein 1. Gene Ontology annotation, biological process: osteoclast differentiation. The record is from RefSeq and is a predicted model, not a curated record. The transcript has 6 exons. NCBI's taxonomy places the organism in Eukaryota, Metazoa, Chordata, Mammalia, Eulipotyphla, Erinaceidae. The coding region runs from base 81 to 1076 and encodes 331 amino acids. Gene Ontology annotation, cellular component: cytosol.